CAGAGCGAGGCAGGCGGCAGCGAGCGGAGCGCGGAGCGGCAGCCAGAAAUACAUGGUGCGCAGGAAAGACGCGGCUCCCUCCUCCGCUGAUUGGCUGCCGGCGCCGUCUCGUUACAUGGAUGUAGCCGCCGCACACUCCUCCCGUGUUAUCUCCGCUCCAGAGGGAGAGGCGAGAAGAAGCCUGCGCUUUCCCAUUGAUCAGGAAAUGGGGGAACUCCUGUCCUCGCCCCCCUGCCAGCGCCUCCUGUGCCAGCUGCGACCCUGCUGAACCGCUCCUUGGAGGAGCUCCUUGGCACCCUUCUCUUUUUUUUUUUUUUUUGCAAGUCUUUCUGAUUUAGAACAGUUAACAGCAGCACAUCUGGAGGCCAGGAGACCUGGUGUACCUGGAAUUAUCAUCUGUGGUCUUCAGGAAGGGGCACCGGAGGAAAUGGCACGGCCCACAGCCCAGCUGGCUGGCAACGAGAAGCUCCAGGGCCAGCAGCAGCAGCUGCAUCCCACGCCCCCUACUGGGGUACCAGGGGCUGGGAUGGUGAGCCUGAAGAGCCUGCUGCAAGGGCCCAUCAAGGGGCAAGAUCGCAGGGCAAAGGAUCUGUCCAACUGUAUUGUAAAAGAAAAGGAGAGAAAACUGGAAGAUGAAAUGGCUGCGCCUCGUACUUCUCAUUGUGCAUUUCUUGGAUCACUUCUAUGGGAACGCUCUUUGCCAUACAAUGAAAUAGAAUAUGUUGAUCUGGAUGAGUUCUUAUUAGAAAAUGGCUUACCCUCAACGCCACCUCACCAGCCUUUUUCACCAGCUAACUUGACUCCACCACCAUCUAACCAGUCAGUUGUUGACCUCAGUCGACCAGCCUCCUGCGCCUCUUCUACCUCUGCUUGUUCCUCUCCCGAGCAGAGCAUGAUGGGUAGUGAAUACGAACAUCCAAAUGGCAAAGCAGGUCAAAUGACUCCUUUAUCCAGAGAAAGUCCAAGUCCAGACCCAGAGUCAGUGGAAGUAAUGAUGAACUUUGACCCAGAUCCUGCUGAUCUUGCCUUGUCCAGUGUGCCAGGACAUGAUACAUUCGACCCUAGGAAACAUAGGUUUUCUGAAGAGGAACUGAAACCCCAGCCGAUUAUGAAAAAAGCAAGAAAAAUCCAGGUGCCAGACGAACAGAAGGAUGAGAAAUAUUGGAACCGGCGGUACAAAAACAACGAAGCUGCCAAACGUUCACGAGAUGCUCGUCGGCUGAAGGAAAACCAGAUCACGGUCCGGGCUGCCUUUUUGGAGAAAGAGAAUUCAGUUUUGCGCCAAGAGGUAGCCAAAAUCCGCCAAGAACUCUCUCGCUACCGAAACAUUCUGUCAAAAUACGAGUCUCAGCACGGAGCCUUGUAAAGAACUGAGAAGAUGUGUAGCUGUCCCACUUGGUUGCACGAACUAACACAACUUCACGAGAAUCUUCUCCCACAAUCCUUUUUUUCUUUCCCGAAGAAUGGCCCUUAUUCACUAAGAAAUAUCACAAGACUUAGAGGGCAUGAGGGACACAUGGGAAGCGGGCCGCUCUACAGCUCUUUUAUUGCCUUGCUUUCUUCCUCCAAUCUUCAGCAUUCCAUCUUGACCUCCUUUUCUGCAGGACAAAGGUGCUCUAGUGACUAAUAGACACUAUGGGGUUUCACCAGCAGUUAGGCAAAUGGACCCGAGGAAAAGGAAGCCAAAGCUGAGUCUGAACACGGGCACCAUCCAAUACACCAGCCACCACGUAAAGGCCAAUCUCCUUGUGUCUGACAAUCCUUGCACACAGCUGUCCAGUAGCAUUGCAUUUUUAUCAUUUUGUCAGAGCAUUUUGAUGGAUACAGCAUGGAUGAUAAAUCAUUGUACAAAUAUGUAAAUAUGUAAAACGAGUAUGCUAAAUGAAAAGGUAUUACAGUUAAACAAGCAGGAAAGGGGCGAACAAAUAUUGAGUUAGGUCUGCAGGGAUUUCAUAUUCUAGUAUCUUACUUAAGCGAGGGUGGACAAUCCUUCGGCAUCUUAGCUAUUGCAAUCCGCAUGAUCCACCUCUAUAAGCCAGACACUGACCACUACUGUGACAAAUGACAAUUGAGCACUAUCCAUUGCUUCAUUGUAUGCACGAAAAUGAUAGUGGUGGGUAUACCCAUCAUGCCAAUUCACUAUUCUCUUCCCAGGUACGCCAGCCUGGCACCUUCUCCUUUGGAAUGAGUCUCUUACGAGGGCAGUGGAGAUCUGAUCUCUCUUUCUGCUCUAGGUGAUCACCAUGACUAGGGAGACAUGUUAGUGACAACUCACUAAUUGAUUUUCCAGAGCCAUAAAUUUUACCAAAAUCUGUUCUUUUACUAAAAUGCUGUGUAUGAAACCAGCCUUUCAGCUGCUGCAUUGUCUGGUGCGGUUUCUUGGGCCCAAGCCAGAAGUGGAUUCAGAAGGCUUGUAUAUAGGAAGGACUUUACUUCUCCGUCUUGCUGGAUUCACUUCUGGUUUUGGCUCAAAAAAGCUGCAACAAAAACUGCAGUGGCAUUUUUUGUAAAAAUACUGUGUGUGUGAAGCUAUCGCAGGGCACUGUUCAUAAUUCUAUUCCGUCAUGGGCAGAGCUAUUCUUUCUUUCGAACUGAUGGACACAAUGACAGAAGCUCAACAGACUCAUGAUUCAAUGCGGUCCUUCGGAUGCCAUUGGUGUCCAUCAUAGGACGUUUCAGCAGAAGUGUGAACAGAGCUUUAGAUGCUUGGCCCAUGCCGUAAACGGGCUUGAAAAGGCCAGUAUGAUCCAAGUGACAAGACAAUCAAUCCUUCGGCCCCUGGAGAACCUUUCUUUGCAUGUUUAUCUUCAGUCCAUGGUUUUAGCAUAAGGUGAAUGCAGGUAUAGCCUCAUGUUAUCAUACUGCACGUAUUGGUUUUAUUCAAUGCUGAUUUUGCUUAUUUUUGAUGUUUUAUUUAUUAAAAAAGAAAAAAAUGCAUCAAAAAUUGCAGCAAAAACAUGUGUGGAUAGAGCCUUACUAUUUUUUUGCAUUGAACAUCAUAUAAACAUUCAGUGGAAAAGCACACCCCAGUUAUAAGAUGUAGCGUGCACAGAAAGGUUUACACAGUCCUAACUGAUGGAUUAU
Bufo bufo (common toad) is the source of this 3084-nucleotide messenger RNA. RefSeq names its product thyrotroph embryonic factor-like. Gene Ontology annotation, cellular component: nucleus. NCBI's taxonomy places the organism in Eukaryota, Metazoa, Chordata, Amphibia, Anura, Bufonidae. The coding region runs from base 428 to 1366 and encodes 312 amino acids. Gene Ontology annotation, biological process: regulation of transcription by RNA polymerase II. The transcript is spliced from 4 exons. Gene Ontology annotation, molecular function: DNA-binding transcription factor activity, RNA polymerase II-specific; RNA polymerase II cis-regulatory region sequence-specific DNA binding. The record is from RefSeq and is a predicted model, not a curated record.